CGCUAAAGAAAUUCCAAGUGACGACUUUUAUGUGCCAAAUCUCCUGCCAAAAUCUACACCAGUCAAGACAAAGAAACCUAUGAAGCAAGAUAAUGGAAACAACAAACUUGUUGACGAUAUGAACAUGAAUGAAAGCAGAGAUGUUCAUCUUGAUUCUCCUUUAAAGAUGUCAAGUCAAAGUGACAGCUUAACAGAAUCUCAAGAAAACAAUAUAGAGAUGUUGGUUGAACUGAUGAAUGAUGAUGAUGGACAAUUAACUGUUAAUUAUACGGAAUCAAGUGAUGAUCUGGAUGAAACAUGGCUUCCAUCGAGUGGUUUUUUGUGUUCGCAAAGAUAUUAACGAUGCUGAGGAGAAGGAUAAAGAAGAUGUCGAUAUUUUGAUUAGCGAGUUGUCUUGUAUGGUUGGGAAUCCAUUGUUCAGUGAUGUUGAAAUCAUUGCGAAGAACAAAAACAAGAUUUUGGCGCACAGUUUUAUGUUGUGUGCAAGAUGUAAAACAUUGGCAAACUUUCUUCAGUCAAGCCAAUCAUAUUGUAAAGAUGAAUCAGCUAAUGGCUUAGUUCGUGUUGAACUACUGGAUAUCGAUGUUCGUGCUGUUCGAGCUGUACUUACUUACAUCUAUACGGCUUGUUUUGUUCCUGUUCUCGACGAGACGUUAGCCGAUGUGAAAGAACUUGUCCUCAGAUGGAAUUUGAAUAUUAAUCCUGAAAAAUGGAAAGUAAUAAAAGAUGAAUGUGAGAAAAACAGCGAAAAGGACGUAGAUCAAUGUAAUGUUGGCUCUCUUGAUGUCCUUUUGAAAUCUUUAUGGGAAGGUGAAGAAGACAUGAAUGGCAAUGAAGAAACGAAUGAUAAGAUAAUUGCUGAAAGUUUCUUGGAUGAAGAACUUGCAGGAAUGACGAUAAAGAUUUAUUCUCAAUGUUCUUUGGAACAGGUGGAAUCUUGUGAAAAGAAAAACGACAAAAGUUCCCCUGGAGAAAACUUGAGAGAAAACUCUUUACAUCAAAAGUCAGAGAAGAACGAUAAGGCAAUUUUUAGCACAAAGACGAGUUCAAAGGGAUCUCCACUUCUUGAAAAAGAGAAAACGAGCAAUAUGUCGGAAGAAUAUAUUGUUGUAAACGAGGAUGCCGUCAAAAACAGAACUGAGAAUUUUAAUGUUGUGGAUAAAGGCUCUGUCUCUAUUUCUAACCAAUCACUUUCAACCUUUGUAGAAAUUAAUGAUGUGGAAGAUGGCUCUGUCUCUAUUUAUAGCCAAUCACCUUCAUCCUUUGUAGACAUGAUAUCGUCUCCAGAGUUUUCACCUCUUCCAGAGAAUAUUAAUGAUUUUGAAUUAGACGAUGAGACUGACGUGUUAAACACUGCAAUUUCAGCUCAAGAUACUUCUGAAAGCGACAUGAAUGUUGUUGAUGUUAAAUUUACUACAGAUAUUGUAGAUGAUCUUGUUUCCAGUACACCCAAAAAAAUGGAAACUGUUGUCGUACCUGCAGAAGACCAACAAAUCGCGUCAACACCGGAUGAGAGGGAAGAUGACAUUUAUUUACUUUCUCCGACGUGCAGUAAGAAAUGUUCUCGCGUCACUGGCAGAAACAAAAUGAAACAAAAUGACAGUUUGUCGAAUGUGUUCGAUAUUUCUUUGGAUUCAGAUGAUAUCCAGAUGUCGGACAUGAAAGACACUUUGAAAAAUAAAAACAUUUACGACGUGUCUGGUUUGUUCUCAAAUUCAAGACCCACUUCACCCUCUUUAUACAGCGAAAAGGACGAAGAUAUAAUUGAAAUAAAUAAUGUUGAAAGUAAUUUUAACUCAGAUAAUGAUAAAUCAAAAUCAGGUGCGUUAUCCAUCAACACAAAAAAUGGAAAAUCAAGUGCCGUGACUGACAAUCGAGCCAAAGAGAUCUCUUGUUGUCAUAAACUACGUUUAUUGUCACACAAUAUGGAAGAAAGCCAUAGCUACUUGAAUGACUCGAUGGGGGAAUCCGCUGGAAUAAGGGAUUGUGUUGAGACAAUAAAUAAUGAUGAUCAAUCUAUUGACUGCUAUGAUGAUGGUGGAUUUAAUUGUGAUUUAAAUGAAUUUGUUAUGCAUGAGACAAAUAUUUCUCCCAGAGAACAAUGGAAAGACUUGAAAACAUCUGCUCAAAGUAGUGUUAAUCUUGGAGCAAUGUCAACUGACGAAGAUGUAAACAUUUACCAUGAAGAGAAGACAACUCCUCAAAGUAGUUUUAAUCUUGGAGCAAUGUCGACUGACGAAGAUGUAAACAUUAACCAUGGAGAGAAGACACCUCUUCAAAAUAGUUUUAUUCUUGGAGCAAUGUCAACUGACCAAGAUGUAAACAUUGACCAUGGUGAGAAGACACCUCCUCAAAAUAGUUCUAUUCUUGGAGCAAUGUCAACUGACGAAGAUGUAAACAUUAACCAUGGAGAGAAGACACCUUCUCAAAAUAGUUUUAUUCUUGAAGCGGAGUCGACUGAUAAAGAAGCCGUUUUAAAAGAAAGGAAAACAUUGGGGGCAUCUAAAAAUGAUUUCUUUGUAAGACAUUCGAGCAAAGUGACUGGAGAGGAUAAUUUACGUACACCAUGCACGCCAAUGCUUGAUUAUUCCAACAUGGCAACACCUGAUUUGAAGGUUGAAUUAAAGCAAUAUGGAGUCAGGCCACUGGCAAAACGCAAAAUGGUCGUAAAACUAAAAGAAAUAUAUAAUUACACGCAUAAAGAUAAAGUUGCUGCUGAAUCUGGGUGUUUAAUUGACCGGGACAAUACGCCUGUUAGUCCGGAGAAAGAUGCCUUUGGAAGCCAUGACAAGCAAGGGGAAGUUGGAGCUUUUUCUCAGCCAGAUAGUAACAAUGCAUCAGACAGCCUCAGCAACAGCGAUAAUGUUGUGUCAGAACAGGAUGAAGAUUCCGAUGAAUCGGGAAGACUAUCUCAGCAAUCCUCAUCCAACAUAUCCAAAUCAUUGAUGUCCAUUUUCAAAAAGGACGACGUUUUGUAUAAAAAAAUUCUUAUGUACUUGCCAAUUUCUGUGUGUGAAGUAUUUGAAACCAUCAAAAGAAAUGGAAUACAGUGUAAUUUAGAGCAACUAAAGAAUUAUCUAGAUGAACAGUGCAUAACGUAUACAGAUCCACGAACUAAUCGUCCUCAGCGAAGAAAAAAACGCGGCAAAAGAAAUCCUGUAUCAAUUGAAGUUUAGGUUGAUGGCUGUAUUUUAAGAUGUUCGUUAUUUUAAAUCACAUUUAUAUUUAUUUGAAAUCUUGAGCGGUUGAACCUUGCACAUAAAAUUCAUGUGAUCGGUUGACUGCUAACUUUAGUAAUAAUUAUUUCCGGGUUUUGUCGGUAAUGCGAUGCGGUUCUGCGUAUGAAUACUAAUGUAAAUUACGAUAUGUAACAAGCUACAUGAAUUGUCUCGAUGAGUUUUUACAAAUUGAAAGCUCUUAUAUGUCAAAUUGUAGCUAUCAUAGAAAUGUGUUAAUUGUUAGAGCUCUAUAUGUUGCAUUCUCGAGCUGGCAGUUUGGUAUGCGGUAGGCAUAGCAACCAUCUUUGAUUCCUCUUCAUGCACAUGCCAUCAAGUGUGCUCGAGUCUUGAUGUAAAGAAACAUUUCUAGAAUAUAAUAUGGUUAUGUUUUAUUGUAGAUAAUAACCGUCAAUUUCCCAAGGAAUGGUAAUUGACUACCGCGGUAUUUGCUCAUAUCUGUGCUAUCAUAUUUGUUGUCAAGAUUAAUGAACUUCGACUUAAGUUAGAUUAGUUAAUAAUUAUAUUAUGACUUAUGAGAUAUGAAUUCGAAUUAUCACAUAUAUAAACAAGUAUUCAUCUACGUUUUAA
This is a messenger RNA of Xenia sp. Carnegie-2017, 3806 nucleotides long. RefSeq lists its product as uncharacterized. Bases 282 to 3176 code for a protein of 964 amino acids. Gene Ontology annotation, cellular component: nucleus; Slx1-Slx4 complex. Gene Ontology annotation, biological process: DNA replication; meiotic DNA double-strand break processing; resolution of meiotic recombination intermediates. The record is from RefSeq and is a predicted model, not a curated record. Gene Ontology annotation, molecular function: enzyme binding. The transcript is spliced from 13 exons. Lineage: Eukaryota; Metazoa; Cnidaria; Anthozoa; Malacalcyonacea; Xeniidae.